GACGGGGACGAGAGGGUUCAGUGGGCUGGAGACCCUCGUGACGAUCGCACGUGGAAUUCCGGGCUCUUUUGCCUCUCUCGUUCGACACCGGAUGUUCAGGCUUGCCUAAUCAUGGAAAGACGUCGCAUGGCAGUCCAUGAGCUCUGAAACGCGACGGCCGCCGAGCGAGUGCGUCGAGUGAUGUGAACACGAGCCAGGCAGCGAUCCAAGCUUUUGCGACGAGCGGACAGACUCCAGCAGCAACCAUGGCCAGGUCGGAGGAGCGGGUGGUCGAGCAGGACGGCGCGGCGUCGCUGCGGGACAGCGUAGAGAGCCAGGCGAUCGAGGCUUCGGGAGGCAAGUACCAGCUGCGCCCUCGCUCGCUGCACGCGCGGCGCCUCUCCGACGGCGGCGACUGGAGCUUCCAGGACGCGAUAAGGAGUAAGCCGCGUCCUCCGCCGCUGUCCAGGUACCGCAGGAAGACCGCCAACGCCAGGGAGCGAUACCGCAUGCGGCAGAUCAACACCGCCUUCGAGAGCCUCCGCGGCGUCCUGCCCUCGUGGGUGUGCAGUCGCCGCACCGCCUCGGACAUGACCAAGAUCGCCACGCUGAGACUCGCCUCCGCCUACAUCCGGUCGCUGCAGGACAUCCUGGACGGCAACGCCCCGCAGGACACGUGCUCGUGGGUCCUGUCCAGCAUCCUGCAGGACGCGUCUCGGCCGCACGACGACUCUGAGAGGAGCGGCACCGCCCCCAAGGCCCCGGGGAGCGACGACGCGUGCGCGCACUCGGAGGCCGACCUCGUGUCCCUGCUGUGCGGCUCCUCGGGCGCGCAGGACGGCCUCGAGUCGCUCUCGUACCUCGCGCCCAUGGCCGAGAGCGACACCGUGACGCUGCUGCUGCUGGAGUCCGACUCGCACAGGCACUGGAACGACCAGCACCCGCCGCUCGUGUCCUAAAGGGCCGGACGGGUCGCGUUCUGUGGCGUAGUGAUAGUGUCCUUCUCUGCGCGCGUGUGGCGAGUGUGGCGUUGCGAGGCGUCGUAGAGGGAGUCGUCUGAGGCUGAGAAAAACCCGUCGUCGCUGACAGUGAAGUGAGGACGAAAUAAUCUUUCGUAAUGUUCGUGGUGGUGCGGUCAUCACUUACAUGCAGUGGUGAAGCUUAAGAAAAAAACUGCAAUAACGUGCAAUGAAUAUCGGUAGGGCGUCGAACAGCACGUAUUCCGCAAUGAGACGACGUAUGAAGUGAUUACCUUACAGUCAGCACCGUACUGAUAGUGAACAAGCAGUCAUCACACGUAAUACUAGCUCAGUCGUGUUGAACUUUUUGUGAUGUCGGUGUGAGGGUUGAUCAUAUAAUAUAAUGCAAUAAUGAACUGUGAUGAAUAUGUCAUUUCUAUAUAUAUUCUAUGUAUUUAUAAUCGAAACUAUAUAGGUAUUUAUACUGUAUGUGAUGGAAAUGUCGAGAUAGUCAGCAUAGAGUGCAAACAAGUACGUAGAUUUUCUGUCAAGAAUUUCCCUGUUUUUUUUAUGAGAACUUUCUCGAACAAAUAGUUUAAGAGAGAAAAAAAA
Messenger RNA from Penaeus monodon (black tiger shrimp), 1550 nucleotides. Its product is annotated as helix-loop-helix protein delilah-like. The record is from RefSeq and is a predicted model, not a curated record. Lineage: Eukaryota; Metazoa; Arthropoda; Malacostraca; Decapoda; Penaeidae. Gene Ontology annotation, molecular function: protein dimerization activity.